GCCGGGCCGUAAGGGGCUGCUGAAGCUGAGCGGGCGAGCUCCGGAGCUGCCGUGGGUCCCCAUGAGUUCACCGAGCCAGCCCGCCGAGGACAAGCUAGAGGCAGUGAUCCAGAAAUUGGAAGAGACCAUCCUGAAUCCAGAGGUGCCUGAAGAGGAUAAAGGUCUGACGAUCUGUGGAGAGGGGCAGGACUCUGCUCCAACUCCCGUCUCUGCUCGAAUCCGAGAGAUAGUUACUAAGAAUCUAACCGAGGAAAGCAUGGAAGUUGGCAGGAGUUCAAUGGCCGGUCUUCAGAGAGAGAAUUGUAUGCUGCAGGAGGAACUGUCUCGUAUGGAAGACUUAUUAGCGCAGAGCCAUGCUGAGCGCGAUGAGCUGGCCAUCAAGUUUUGUGCGGUCAACGAGCGGUUGGAGAAAUCCCUCAAGUUGGAAGUGUCUGAGAGGGAGCAAGAGGUGGCUGAGUCAAAGGCUGUAUCAGAUCUUCGUCGCCAGUUUGAGGAUGAAGAGAGAGUAUACAGGAGAAAGCUCCAGGCCUAUCAGGAUGGACAGCAGCGUCAAGCUCAACUUGUACAGAAGCUUCAGGCCAAGGUUCUGCAGUAUAAGAAGCGGUGUGGUGAGUUGGAACAGGAGAUCCUUGAGAAAACCUCUGAGUCGGAACAGCAGAAAGUGUCAUUACAGAGCCGCUUGGACACAACAGAAUCCCACUUGAGGAGAACGGAAUAUGAGCAUGACACUGAGCUGGAGACUACCCUCAUUCGCCUGGAGGAAGAGCAGCAAAGAAGCAGCAGCUUAACCCAGGUCAAUUCCAUGUUGCGGGAACAACUGGAACAGGCCAAUGUGGCCAAUCAAAGACUCAGCGAGGAUAUCCGCAAAAUCACAGUGGAUUUCGGCAAGGCUAGGAAUGAACUGGAGCACAGAGAAAUGAGGCAGCGGUGGGAGCAAGAGAUCCAUGGCCCCUGUCUAAGUGGUGCUCAUGGCAAGCUGCUGGCAUUGUGGAGGCAGAUUGCUGGGGUACGCAGUGACCUUACAGAUCUGAAGAAUGGGACACAGCAAAAUCUCAUGGAGGUAAAGACUGAUGUUUCCCGGACAACACGACGCCUGCAGACUGCUUGCCUGAACCUGGACUCCAACUUGCGCCUGUCUCAGGGGAGCACAACGUCUACACUGGAGAAGUACACGAUGCAAAGUGGUCGACUCGAGCAGCAGCUCCGUGACAAGGUCAAAGAGAUGAUUCAAUUGCAGAGCAAGUGUGAUGUGGACAAAGCAGAGCUUCAUGCAAGGAUUAGUGAUUUAUCAGUUGCCUUGGAGAGACUCAAGAUGCAGAAUGCUGAGAAGGAGCGAACUAUUACCUCGCUCAACCGUAACCUGGAGAAGUUGGAAUCGGGUAGAACUGAAGUUACAAGUGAAACCCAGGAGAACGAAGCCCUGAGGAACGAGAUAGAAUCCUUACACCAAACCUUACACAACAUCGCCCAGGUUGCCAUUAUAGAUGCAGAGACAUCGAGCUCUCUGUCCAGAGAAGGAGCAACUGAAGGGACUGAGGCUGACUCUGGCAGACUGGGAUCGCCCUUCAUGCCGGACUCCCCCGUGCUCCUCACAUCUUCUCCCCGGAGGCGCAGGUCCCCCCCGCGUUCCCGGUCCCCGCUGCGCAGCAUGUCCCCACCCGGUGGAGAUCGCACCUUGUCCGCUGUCCAGUCGGCACUGCAACGACGCCACCUGCAGGUGCAGGAGCUUCGUGGAAGAAUGGAAGCUAUUCAGGAUGUAAGCAGCUCCGUGAAGAAACAACUGGGAGACAGCGAGAGUGAACGGAGGCAGUUGGAGCAGAAACUAGUGAAGCUGAAGGGUGAGGCUGAAGAGUCGAACCGAGCCAAAGAAGAUGCCAAGAGGGACACAGGACGCUACCGAUCCUCCCUGGAAAUCCUUGCAAGUGAAAAGGCAAACUUGGAGAAAGUGGUUCAUUCUUUGAGCCAACAGAUCGAUAACUUGCAGCUGGACAUGGAGCGCCUGAAAGCUGUGAACGAUGAUCUGCAGCGACAACGUGAUCACGUCGAGGACAAGAGGGAAGAGAUGCAGAAGGACAAUGAACAAGCCAAGAAAGAGCUUCUGAGAAGGCAGAAGUCAUUGGAGCUUAUGGAGGUGAAGAACUCGACUCUGAGGAAAGAGUUGGUGACGAUUAAGGAAACUCUGAACAAAGCUACGCUGGAGAAGGAGGUGUUACAGAAUGAGAAGGGAGGAUUGGUUGAGGCUCUCGCCAAGGCUGAGCUGACGAGCGCAGACUUUGAGUUGUCGUUAAAUAAGCUGAAGACGGAGAAAGACGCCCUGCGCGACUCCCUUGCCAAGAUGAGUGCACUCAGUGAAGGAUUGGCUCAGGAUAAGGUUGAAUUGAAUCGUAUCCUCCUCCGGAUGGAAGCUGAUAGAUCAGUUCUACAAGGACAGAAGAAAGAGAUUGAGAAAGCAAAAGCUAAUAUCCACGAUGUGUUGGUCCGUGUGGAACAGGAGAAAAUGAACCUGGACACCGAGAAACAUGGAUUAGACCAAUCCCUGCAGAUUGUGGAAGCAACCCGUGAACAGCUAGAACACGAUAUAUUGAUUCUCCAAAGAGAGAGGGAUCUGCUUCAAGAUCAAAUUGGACAGGUGAAUCGGCAGAAGCAGUCCCUGAGUGAGCAGCUAGCUCAGGUGCAGCGGGACGGUGAACUCCAGAGUGCUGGACUCCUUCGGGCCAGCAAGGAGAAAGAAGAAAUAAUGAAGGAAAAGGCCGGCCUGGUGGUGCAGCUGACAGCUGCUGAGAGGGAGAGCAGAGCACUGUCUGAAGAGAUAGCUGUCCUUAGGGCAGACAAGGAAGCACUAGAGACCAACCUGUUUGUAGCUCAGCAGCUUGUUGUACAGCUUGAGUCCCACAAGGAGCAGCUCGAGGGAGAAAAUCAAACCAUUCUGCUUGCGAAGGAGUCUCUUAUAGCUGAGCUUGAUCUUGUCCGUAAAGACAUGGACUUGCAGCUAAUCAACGUUGAGCGAGACAAGGACUUCCUACAGCAAAAACUGGGUCAAGUGGAGCAGGAGAUCCAGAUCUCACUGAAAAAUGAGCAGCUGCUUCAUGAAGAGGAUGUUGAACGACUUCAGAAAGAGAAGGAUCGGCUGCGCCUUGAGCUGACAGCAGAGAAGGAUGAAGUCAUUCAGCACCUUCAACAGGAACGUGAAGACCAAGUCAAUCGCCUUGAGGAGGAAAAAGAGGAGCUGAAUGAAGACAUUCUUGCUUUACAUAAAGAGAGGGAUGAGAGUCUGAUUCAAGCAGAGAGCAAGAAACAGCAGGAAUUGUAUUUUAAAGAGUCAGAGAAAAAUAUCUUGUCAGAAAAACUCAGCCACACUCAACAUGAGCUCAGUAAUUCAAACAUGGAGAUCGAUCGAUUGAAACGUGAGCUGCACAACCAACAGGAGCAGGACAAGAAUACUAUUAACAACAUAAAUGGUGACCUUAAGGACCUCCAAGGCCAGUUUGAAGAAGCGGUGGCCACGCAUGAACGAGAGGUCAAACGUCUCAACGAGCAGCUUAAAGACUUAACCCGCCAGAAAGAAGGGUCUCUCAGAGAGGUGGAGGAGUUGAAGACGCAGCUCCGCAUGGUGGAGGAUGCUAGAGAUGGAACUCGCCGAGACCUCAUCGAGGCUCACAGGAAGGUCCGCGAGAAUGAGGAAGGUCAGGAGGUGCAGCGCAAAGAGAACCUGGAGCUCAAACGUGUUCUCAACGAUGAAGUCCGAGAGAAGGAGGCCAUCCAGAAGUCCAAUGAGGAGCUCAGGAAUAACAUCAAAAAGAUUGAGAGUGAGAGAAUCAGUUUAAAGAGAACAAACGAGGAGAAGGAGCAGAAGAUCAACAUCUUGGAAGAAGCCAAAACCGCGUUUCAGAACGAGACAGGAGAACUUCGCACAAAUCUCAGGGAAGUGGAAAAAUCCCGGCUGGAUGCACGACGAGAAUUGCAGGAACUUCGGCGCCAGGUAAAGAUGUUGGAUAACGAGAAUGCAAAGAAGAGCAAGGAAGUGGCAGAGCUGCAAUCCCGCAUCGAAUUAGAUGAACAGCGGGAUGAGGAGAGCAGGCGGGAAUCUCUUUGCCUGAAGAAAAAAAUGACAGAAGCAGAAGUAGGCCGUGAAACAGCUCGCAAAGAGAUUGCUGUCCUUCAUAAGAAGAUAAUAGACAUGGAAAAUAUGUUUCAUGGACGCGAGAAAGAACUUCUUGAACAGUUGGAGAAUUUCCAUUUGAAUGAGAAGAAGUUCCUAGACAACAACCGAAACCUGGAAAAGAAGCUACAACAAGCGCAGGAGGAAGCAGACGAGCUGACAUUGAAGAUUCGGGCCUUGGAAGGGCACGUCACUGGUCUUGAAGCUGAACUGGCCAAGGUAGAGUCAGCCAAGAGGGAUAUAGAGUACAGAUUGGAUAGCUUGUACUCUACACUGCGGAGAACCUUAGGAAUUGGACGUUCUGGACGUAGCCCAUCUCCGCGGAGACCUCACUCUCCCAUCAAAGGACUUGACAACACAUUUUCCACCACCACCACCAACGGAAGGGGCAAUCCCGUCCCACAAACCCGAUCUCCCAGUCGCAGCCGUUCUGUCUCACCUUACCGUUCCGUGUCACCCUCCCGAGGCGAGGAGUACAUGGCAAACAUCGAUCCUGAAGUGAUUAAAAGUGGCUUGCAAGAUUUCCUGCAGGAACUCCGAGACACACAAAGGCACAGGGAUGAGGCUCAUAUUCAACUGGCGAACCUGGCCAGGCAGCUGACACAGGCGGAAACAGAACGAGACCGGACGAACGCACGUGCUCAGCUGCUCCAGAAAUCCUUGACCGAGGCAGAGGAAGGAAAGCGUGGAUUAGACGGACGGUUGAACAGUGCUCAGACUGCACUCACGCUGCAUGAAGAGACUAUCAAAUGUGGCGAGCGAGAGAGGAAGGCCCUGGUUGAACAAGUGGCCACAUGGGAGCAGAGUCUGCAGUCAUCCGAAGGGGAGAAGCGAGCUUAUCAGGAGAAGGUUAACAAGAUGAAAGCGAAUGAGGCCAAGCUGGAGGUGGAAAAACGCAAGUUGAAAGAUGCACUGGAAGCAUCUGACAACCGUGCCACCAAGCUGGAGCUGCUGCGCCGCUCCCUUGAGGGGGAGCUGCAGCGGGUGCAGCUGUCCCUGAGCGACCGUGAGACCGAGACGCAGGUCCUCCAAGACCGCAUCGAGAUGCUUCAGCGGCAGGUGGCUGACAGCGAGACGAAGGCGGCCUCUCUCCAGCUCAAUGUGGAUCGACUGUCAAUGACACUGGCCAAGACGGAAGAAAGUGAGAGCAGUCUGAAGGACAAGGUGCAGAGCUUAUCGUUGACUCUCUCGGACACGAGUGCUGGCAGUACAUUACUGCAGGACCGGAAUUCCCAGCUUCAGAAGGCCCUAAUCUCCACUGAACAAGACCGAAGAGUACUUCAGGAACGGCUAGACACCAUCCGUCAGGGACUUGCAGACACUAAGAAGAAGAACCACGCCCUGGUAGAACGUGUGCAGUCCAUGCAGAGCUCACAAGGGGAUCUGGAGCUGAGGCGCUUGGACCUUGAUAGUCAGAAUCGUCAACUGCAGGAGAUGUUGCAGAAGCGACAGGAGAGUGAGCAGGAGGUCCUGAAGGUCAUCAAGAAGCUUCAGCAAGAGAAGCACAUCUACCAGGAGCGAGUGGCCAACCUACAGAGGGCUGUGGCGCAGCUAGAGAAUGAGAAGCGAGAGCUGCAACGUUCAAAAGUGUGCCUCGAGAAGGACCAAUCUGCCCUGAGGAGAACACUGGAUAAGAUUGAGCGGGGCAGGUUGAAGUCUGAAGAAGAUGCCUUGCGGCUCUCCGCUGAGAAAGGGCAGUUGGAUCAGUCGCUCAAUGGCGCAGAAAUGGAUCUCGCAGAAACACAAAGGCAGAUUCAGCAACUGCAGGAGCUGACAGCUGAAAUGGAGCGGAGCCACAGUCAGAGACUGAUUGAGCUGACUACCCGCCACCAUCAGGAGCUAGAGAAGGAAACUGGGCGCCUGCGGACUGCUAACCAACAGGCUGAGAGGGUACUGGAGGCCAAGGAACGAGCUCACAGACAGCGUGUCAAAGAACUCGAAGAACAGGUGUUUAUCCUACAGGAGCAGUUGGAUCGGGAGAUGAGGAAAAGACAAGCCUAUAUUUCACAAAUGCUCAGGUCAGGAAAGUAACUGGGCAGCAAAUCGAGCCCACAUAUGUCCUAAGGGGAGCCAAAGGAUAACAUUGAAUACUCCAGGCAAAGUGUUUAAAUGGAUGAAUGAGUAGCUACCAUUUUAUGACAAUCUUCUUGAAAAUAACGGCUCCGUAAACCUUUAUAUUUGAACUACAGAUCUAAAGAGAUAAUCCUCAGCACCCGCACAUCUAGGAGGGUUCCUUAAACUGGAUGCUGGCAUAGGUCAAAAGGUCUUGCUGACACCCUCCAUUUGAUUGGACUGUGGCCUACAGCUACCAAAUGGGUUUUCCGACCCCACAGCUCCAGCAGACAUUCCUGCUCCUUCUCACAUCUAACUUCAAUACUGUGAAUAGACUGAUCUUUUGAAUCGUUCACACUGGGACAUCUAUCUGAAACCUUCUCAGUAACCACUGACCUCAGCCUCUGUCGAGACAGAGACUGUUGACAUUAUUGACGUGGCAUUUUCCAGAUGACAGCUGUAUUCAUUUGCCCUGUUUGCUCACUUAACUAUCCAUAGCUGUACUCCUGAGAUUCAAAGAACAACAUUCCCAUGGAAGUACAUAAAACACAUUCAUGAACAUUGCACAUGCCCUCUGUUUGGUACCUUACACUUUUGGUUUCAUGGUUGAGAGCUAUGAUCCAGAGCAGGAUGGUAUCUGAACUGACACAGGAUUAAUCCAAGAGUUAUGUGUUCCAUUGCAACCAUGGUGAGAAAUAGGCUUUCUGCACCCUCAGCUGAUGGCCUAGAAUCUCAUAGGUCAGAGAGGAAUGGCUACCCAACCCUAAAUAAUGAACGCUAUAUUGAAACCAAUUCAGCAGCCAAAUAUUGCAAAUGUUUCUGCUCCUUUUUUUGUGGGAUAGCCUGGCAAAGAAGGAGAUCCCAAAAGGCUGUAAUGCUAAAAAUGAGCACACAAGAGGAUCUCAAGUUUGAUCCUCGGUGUGUGAUAAUGUUGCUCCUUUAAACUGAGGUGGAAGUGGCAGUGUAAUUAAACUAGGUCAUAGAAGAAGCUUCAUCUGAUUCCUGCAGCCCGUCACUAAUUUCAGGAUAACUGGAUCAGGUUCAGGUGCUGGCAAUUCUCCUUCCUCAAAUCACCCAAAGACAGCCUGUGUUCAUGCUCGAGAGAUGCCAAAGUAUACCAAGCCUUGCCACAGGGUUGUAUUUAACAGCCACUACUAUCAAACUCUGUUUUACAGCAUUUUUAUUUCCUCAUGAAACAUGCAAACUUUUAAAGUCCAAAUUUGGCGUUGUCUAAACAUCAUGUCUGGAUUUAUUUCUUACUAUUUCUUUGCCCUUAAUAAAAUCAUUCCAAGUGCCCAGGUAUCAUCGAUGACUGAUUAUGUCAGAUCUCCAUCAAGGCCCCAUUCAGAUGCUCACUUAGACAGGAGUCAUUCUUUGAUGACUUGAGUCCAGGUUGACCAAAAUAACUACCUAUACUGUCACCUUCCCAAAAGGAUUUAACUUUCUGCUUAACAAAAUGGAAAAGCUGACUAAAAAUAUAUACAUCUAUCAAUUCAACAGAUAGACUAAGAGAUAAUCAUGCACAUCUCAUCACCCACCCCUCCCACAUAUUGCGGACAAUAUUUUAAUAUCAACUCCCCAUUGAGGGAUUUUUCUUUUAAUCAUAAUUUUAAAUUAAUUUCCAUGUCUUUAUCUCUACUAUUUCUACUGGGUGUGGUAUAUCUAAUAUUCUGAGUUGCUUCUUAUCAUGUCAGAAUUUGUGUUUGAUGGCUUGAUUUAGUAUUGUGUUUAACUUCAUUCAAAUAAAAUGUGAGCCCAACCAUAGUUGUAGUCAAACCAAAUUUAAUAAGAGUUCAUGUAAAAUCUUUGUAUAGUUUUGUAAAGUGAUUAUAAUUCAAUUUUUUAAUUAAUAAAAACUGGUUAUAAUGUGAAUUUAAUGGGAUGUGUUGGAGUUAUUCUGUAUAUAAUGUUUGCAACAUAGGGCUGCCCUUCUUAAUUAACAAACUUGCAAUUAACUGUUGGUUGACUUUAGCUAACUGCAUGUUGGUUGGUUAUGAGUUUGAAGUUAACCAAAGCAUUCAUCCAAAGAUAGACACCUUCUCAUACCUCUAGUUUUCCCUUCCCUGACUCUCAGUUUGAUGAAGGGUCUUGACUGAAACAUCACCUAUUCCUUUUCUCCAGAAAUGCUGCCUGACCCACUGGGUUACUCAAGCAUUUUAUGUCAAUCUUCGAUGUAAACCAGGAUCUGCUGUUCCUUCUUACACAAAAUAUUCAUCCAACUCGUAUAAAAUCAUAAGAGGAAUAGAUCAAGCAUAUGCAAAGAGCCUCUCGCCCAAAGUAGGUGAAUCAAGGACCAGAGGACAUAGGUUUAAGGUAAAAGAUUUAAUAGGAACCUAAGGGGUAACUUUUUCACACAGGGUACAUGUAAUAAGCUACCAGGAGGAGGUAGUUGAGGCAGGGAUUAUCGCAACAUUCAAGGAACAGUUAGACAGGUACAUGGAUAGGACAGGUUUAGAGGGAUAUAUGGACCAACAUUGUGCAGGUGGGACCAGUGUAGCUAGGACAUGCUGGCUGGUGUGGGCAAGUUGGGCUGAAGGGCCUGUUUCCACACUGUGUGAUUCUAUGACUAUAACUCUCUUUUGAAAUGUUGCACUGAAUCUUUUUCCACCACCCUUUUCCGCCACUACAUUUUAGAUCAUGAAUAAAUUCUCCUCAACUCUGGGUUUUCCCCCCAGUUAUUGUCAUCCUGAAUUAGUGUUUUCCCUCCGUCCAGUGAAAACAUCUGUGCAGUUGUCUCUGCUUUGACCACUUAAAAAAAAUACUGUUGGCAGCUUCUGUUACAAUUAAACAUCCAAUUUAAGAAGAAUGUGAAAGCUGUGGGGGUUCUUAAAGAAAAUUCUGCAAAUCAUGUGAUCAUUUCUAGUUUAUGGCAUUGAUCAAUUACACAGGAAAAAAAAUAUUAAUGUCUUGUUUUCCAGAUCCUUUAUGGCCAUGCAUAAUGUACAUGACAUGUAGCAGCCUGGCGAGUAUCAGCUGCUAGUUAACCAUGGGGGCAAACCAGAAAUAAGCCCAACCAGUCUUCACCUGACAUUUUUAAACAAGGGGUCACUGCAAAUGGUUUAUUAUAACGUGCCAUUUGUGGGUAUCCAAGCUUGCUAUAGCUGCACUCAGCAUUGCCCAGAAUGUAAACCAUUUUGUGGUACCCUCUAUCAGUAAAUGACAGAGGCAACCUAGUUUUCUCCCUUGUAAAAGAUUUGUAACAACAUUUAACUUGGGUUCGGAGAAUGGAAAGGCUUUCAAACAUUAGGAUAAAGCAAAAUCCCAGAUCUAACCAGCUUCUUGUUUUGCUGCUGUGCUCUAGCACAGCUGUUGUAAGAGUGGUGAAUGUGGAUUUCAAUGGCACACAGCAACCUCUUGCCACAGCUGUCAAUCCCAUGUGCCCAAGGGAAGGCAUGAUUACAACAUUGGCUUAAUUCACUGCGAGAAUUCCGAGAAUGAAAGACUCCUUGUUUUUUGGGAAGCUUGUGUCUGAAGCCAGGAAUUCCUCUUGCCAAGCCCUUGCUUCUCUGAAGUUCUCGCUGUUGAUACAACAACUAGUUGCGGGUUGCAAGCUAGAGGAAUGCAAUCACCAAUCAACUUUCUGCACUGAUUUCAAGUUAACUUGUUAAACCAGAACUGCUCCCCAACCAACCAUGAAUGGUUCAAGCACGUUCGAAGAGUUUAUAUUGUUAAGUGAAUACCUGCCUCCGUUGCUAAGCACUGCAAGCAUGUUUAUGUUAGAGCUUGUCAUAUAUAGAAAAGUACAUUGAUGGUAACCAUAGUUUGUUUAUGUAUAGAAGCAGUAUGAUUUAUGAUAAAGUUGGCUGCUUCGGGGAUGUAUACCAGCAUUUCUGGGUUCCAUAGCAAGUGCAGUUGCAUUGCAAUGGGUAUUUCCAUUCCUCAGUGCUUGAAACUAUGAAGAAAUUAGGUGUUACCAACUGCACCUGGCACUAUUGGCAAAGAUUUGUUAAUCUGGGCAUUAGGUUUGAACUAAUGUUAUUAAAGAUUGGCUCAAUCUAUAUUACACGAUAAGCAAAAUGGACCCAUUGGCAAAGCUUGUGUAGCAUAAAGUAUUGGAUCAAACAUUUGAGACUGUUGGUAACAAAGGAAGGCCACUUUGAUAGUGAAACAGUGCAUGGUUCAAUAAACCAAUCUGUUUGUAGCCAGGCCUGCCUCCAUAAUUCCAAGAAAGUUUCUCAUUUCUAGCGUCCAUUAAAAUUGCCUAAACCAAUGGCUUUCUAUGGUGACUGCUCCACUGGAUACCUACCCUUUUGGGAGAAUUUGUUGCAUCACUCUCUUCAUCUGUAAAUUAUUUUAUCUAGCGUAUUUUGAAAUUGGGGUUUCUCAUCAUCACCUUGAUUGAUCUCAUCAGUCCAUUUCAUGUUCUUCAGAAUUUCAACUAAAUCACAUUUCUGCGCAUAGUAGAAUUUCUCAUUACCUUCCAUCUAAUCAUUGCUCAUCAAUAUUGUGUUUCGAGAGUACAAACCAAAAUAUUAAUUCAAAUAAAUUUGUAAAGAACAUUUAACGAAAACAUCCACCACAGUGACUCCUCAACAUUCCUCACUGUGUAGCGCCAUCAAUUAGUGUUCCUUGAACACUGGGAAGCUUCUCGUAUCUAUAAAAAGAUAUAACACUGAAGCAAGCCAUUCACACUAUUUGAUCCAUACUAGUGAUAAUGCUCCUCGUGUGACUCUACCAGCCCUUUCUAUCAAGCCCAUUUCAUCUCUCUCUUCCUUUCUCUAUCAGUGUGUUCAGAUUCCUCUUGAAUGAAUUCACUUCAAUUGCUUCCACUGAUACUGAGAUAGAAUGGUGCAUGGAACAUGGGAAAUUGGAACCUUGCGUAACUGCUAGGGUUGCUGGAUGUGGUGCUCAGUAUUGUGACCAACAGAUUCCAUGCUAUUAUAGAUUCAAUGGCAAUAUGAGAUUGACCUCUAACUCUGCCCUUGGAAUUUAUAGCAGCUUUGUGAUUUCUGACAUGUGGGUUUGAUAAAAAAUCAAAGUAUUAAUAGGACAAACUGAAGAUCUAGAAUUCAGUAGUGAGCUUCAAUGAUAAACUUUUCAGUUGCGGGUUUAACACAUUCUAGAUAUCUAAGACCAAUGCUACAAACUAGGUUUAUUUCUUACCAUUUGCUGAACCCAGGUCAGCCUGGGCUAAUGAAUGUGCAACUUCUCAUUAAGUUAAAUAUGAGUUGUAACUUUAGCGGAUGAGGUGAUGUAUAUAUUCCCCAAACCUGGGAAUGGGUACAGUAUUGAAAGUCAGUGAUGAAACAUUAUCACUAUUUGAUGGAGAUAGAAUUGCCAUGUCCAAGUUGGUCCAGAAGAGUCUCUGCCUCAGAGAUUAAUUUCCUACAGAAAAUGGUGAGCAUCCAAGGAGAAAAUUCAUUGCGUCAGUCAAAAUUAUAACAUGUGUGAAUCUACAUUCCCUCCAAAAUAGUUGCAUGAUAGAUCAUUAUGCUUGAUCAACUAUUGCUGUUUAUGCUGUUUACUCAUUCCAAGAUUUCAUGACUAGGUCACCUCUAACCAGCCGCAGAACAAGUCCCAACCUUGAGAUUGCCUAUUGACAUUGAACAUUAGCUUCUUCCGCUUAAAGCCAGGCUCUGUUGGUGGGGACUUGGAGGAUAAAAGGGCACAUUUCAAUAUGGAUCUGGUCGAUCAAAUUACCUAUUUCCAUGACAUUCCUAUGACUAAAUGUAUCUGCUGCAAGAUGCACAUACAUGUAUAGGGUCUGCAAUGGGUGAUGGAGAUUAUCAUAGAGAUGACUUGCCAAAAGACUUCAUGACGUAACAAAAAAGAGUGUGGGCUUCACAGAUUUCCGAGGCGAUGAUGGUAGUUGUAAAGGUGCCCUGGCGGUGGGGGGGGGAUACCUCACUGGAUACCUCAGGAAAGUUUGAACAACUUUAUAGGGGUGGCACAGUGGCUUAGCGUUAGCUCCAGAGAUCCACGUUAGAUCCAGACUACAGGCUCGAUCCUGACUACAGGAAUAUGUACGUUCUCCCUGUGACUGCGUGGGACUUCUCUGGCUCCUCCCACACGCCAAAGACAUAUAGGUUUGUAGGAUAAUUGGCUUUGGUAAAAAAAUUGUAAAUUGUAAAUUCCAGAGCAAGAGAGGUUUGGAAGAUCACCAAUAAUUAUCUGUUCACCCAAGUCUUUUAAAAGCUUGGAAUGGAAGGAUUUGACCAGGGAACUGGUUGGGUUCCUGUCCUCUACUACUCACCAGUAGAACAUCCUUUCUAAAAUUAAUUACUUUAAGUUUCUCACUCAUAUUCAUAUCUUGGUUCUCAAAAUUUCCAAGGCAUACUUUCUUGCUGUUUCCAAAAUGUGUAUUUAAUAAGAGGGUGGUGGUGGUGAAGAGGGAGGAGAGGGUGGUGGAUUUGCGGAAUUCUUUGCUACAGAAGGCUGUGGAGGCAAGCCAAUGGAUAUUUUUAAGGCAGAUCUGGUCGAUCCUGACCACAGGUGCUGCCUGUGUGGAGUUUGUACGUUCUCCCCGUGACCUGCGUGGGUUUUCUCCUGGUGCUCCGGUUUCCUCCCACACCCCAAAGACGUGCGGGUUUGUAGGUUAAUUGGUUUUGGUAAAAUAUUAUAAAUUGUCCCUAAUGUGUGUAGGACAGUGUUAGUGUGCGGGGAUCGCUGGUCGGCGCGGACUCGGUACGCCGAGAGGCCUGUUUCCGCGAUGUACCUAAACUAAACUAAAUUGGGUUAGGAGGGAGAGAUACAUCAGCCAUGAUUGAAUGGUGGAGUAGAUUUGAUGGGCUGAAUGGCCUAAUUCUGCUCCAAUCACUUAUGACCUCAUAACAAUUUCCCCUUUUCUGCUUGUUCUUCCUGCUUUUACCUUUAAAUAAUUGUUGUUUACUUCCAGAACUGUCAAUCCUUUUCAAUGUUAUUAUUGAAGUUUUUCAGUGCUCUGUUUAUCGUGCUGCUUUACUGCUGUAAUUGAAUUUCUUCCCCUUUAUUAAAUUCCCUUGGUUACCUUUUGUUUAUUUCUCUAAGUCUCCCAGUUCUGAGGUUUGAUAUUUACUCUUGGUAAUAUUUUAAGCUUUUUUACUUUGAUCUAAAGUUAUUUAUACAAUGUAAAACAAUCAUUCACCUGUGACAGAAGCACUUGGUUUUAUUUUGCAACAUUGCUCUCACUGACUCGAAUUUUCAUGCUGGCACCUGUCUUGUCUCUGGCCAUACUUAUAGUCUCUCUGUUAUUGUCAUCCACACUCAAGCUUCACCAAUAUAUGAACCUAUACUCUCAGCUCAAAUUGUUUCCCUCUCUGUUUUGCCAUUCCUUGAAAGAAUUCUAGUUUACCUUCAGUGAAAAAGUUCUUAAUGCUUGCUAGCUCCUGCCCCUUCUCAGCCUGCUGUUCAUAUCCCUGCUCCUCUCCAUCUACUUCCACUACCUCCUACUCCAUCUGUUCCGCUUAAACCCUUGCUGCAUUUUUAGUUCCGUCUCCAAGUCUUUCCGCUUUGUA
Leucoraja erinaceus (little skate) is the source of this 13644-nucleotide messenger RNA. Its product is annotated as rootletin-like. The transcript is spliced from 36 exons. NCBI's taxonomy places the organism in Eukaryota, Metazoa, Chordata, Chondrichthyes, Rajiformes, Rajidae. The record is from RefSeq and is a predicted model, not a curated record. The coding region runs from base 62 to 6190 and encodes 2042 amino acids.